Molecule: messenger RNA, 2382 nt
Organism: Piliocolobus tephrosceles (Ugandan red Colobus)
Lineage: Eukaryota; Metazoa; Chordata; Mammalia; Primates; Cercopithecidae
Gene: BEND2
Product: BEN domain containing 2
Exons: 14
Coding region: 1-2382 (793 amino acids)
Molecular function (GO): DNA binding
Source: RefSeq, a predicted model, not a curated record
AUGUCUGAGGGGACCGAGGAACAGGAUUUUUUUAUUGUAACUGUUGACGACAGUGAUGAUAACAAUGAUUGCAGUAUUGAGAUAGUGAAAGAUUCUGAAACAGCAGAUAAUUCCACUGAUGACAUAGCAAAUGAUUUCACUUAUGACACAGCAGAGAAUCCCACUGAUGACACAGCGACAGAACCAAAUUUUCCAGGCGGCAGUGAUGACCAUCACCGUCCACUCCAAAUGUCGUAUGGGUCUCACUCUGUCACCCAGGCUGGAGUGCAGUGGCACGAUCACAGCUCACUGCAGCUUCAACCUCUUGAGCUCAAGCAAUUCUCCCACCUCAGCCUUCCCAGUAGCUGGGAUGACAGGUGCAUGCCACCAUGCCCAGUAGCCCAUGGUGACCAAACCAUUUCACAGAUCAAAUGCCCAGUACAUUUAAGAAGAUACAGUUACAACUCAGAAGUGGAUUUGCCAAAAAGAGGAAGAUUAUCUACUCCAGAGGUACAGUCUAGCAUACCACCACCAGCAGAAAGGCAGGAAACCCAUGCCUGGGCCAGCCCUGCUGUAACAUCUCUUGAGUCAGCGGCAUGUCCUGAACUGCAGGAAGAAUACCUCAGUGAGAGUUCAUCAUAUCCCAGAAUUGUCUCCUCACGUUCAUUACAGCCGUAUGUCGCACAAGGUGGCUCAUUUCCUUGUUUCGGUAUGCCAUGUAACUUUAUCAGUGGAGGUGCUGAAAGUACCCAUGCUGUCAUCUCAUUUGCCAAUCCUACUACAGCAGUACCUAUGGCAGGUCUGUCACGAGGAGAAUCCAGUCUGGCAAAUAACCCUGGUGUGGUGAAUUACUCUGCUCUACUGGAAAAUGAAAAUGUGGGCCCAGAUAAAGCCUCGUCAUCUUUCUGCAUCCAUCCCAAUUUGGAAAUGCCAGAAAGACCAGUAAACAGCAGUAAAAACAGCGCUGAGACAGUGAAUUGCCCAACUUUAAUGGGAAAUUACAGUGGCCAAAAUACUGCCUCUUUAUCUGUCUUCAUCCCUCCCUAUUUUGCUGAGAAAAUUAUACUUAUUGAAAUGCCAGGAACAACAGAAACCAGCAUGGAAAAUAACUCUCAGACAGUGUAUUACCCAUCUUUAUUGGGAAAUACGAGUGCCCCAAAUCCAGCGUCUUCAAAUCUUCCCAUCACUUCUAAUUUUGAAUCUGGCCCACAAAUGAAUUCUGGGACAAUGAGUUACUCAACUGUAAUGAAAAAUAGCUGUGACCAAGAUGAUGCUUCAGCAUCUGCCUGCCUCACUCCCAAUUUUGCACUGUUACCUCUGGACAUUUUAGUAAAAGUAGACACCAACACGGAAAACAGCCUCAACACAAUGAAUCGCUCAACUUUAUUGAAGAGUGACAGUGGCCAGGAUUCUUCCUCAUCAUCUGUCUGUUUCCCUCCGAAGUAUGGCUAUCUUGGUGAUCCAAAAAGAAAUGUCAAAGUAUUUAAAACUCAUUUGCUGGCCGUACGAAAUAUUGCCAAACCUAAGCAAGCAGCCUGCUAUUUGGUUCGUGUUUUGUUCUCCAAGGAAAUCCUGAUUAGCAACUCAGUGGGUAUCCAUUUGAAAGACAGCCAAUCCCUUGACCCAAACAAAAUGGCUGCAUUGAGAGAAUAUCUGGCAACAACUUUUCCCACCUGUGAUUUGCGUGAACAUGGAAAAGACUGGCAGGACUGUAUUUCUGGUAUCAAUUCUAUGAUCUACUGUUUAUGUUCUGAAGGCAAGAGUACUCCAAAAACUGUUCGCAAAAAUAAAAAGCUUACCAACCCUGUUGCACCAGCAUCUGCAAAUAGAAAUAACCGUAGGGACAGAGAUGGUGGUGAAGGCAAUUCUUGGAUGUUUCAGCCAAUGAAUUAUUCUGAAAUGAGAGAAAAGGGGAACUUGCAGCCAAACAGUAAUGCUAUCCCUGAAGAAAUGCAAGAACCUUCCACUGAUAAUCCAGAGGAACCUGGUGAAGCAUGGGGCUAUUUUGGAAGACCUUGGAGAAAUAUACGGAUGCCAUAUUCAGUACUGACUUUGGCAAAAGCUAAGUCUUGCGCAAGCCUGUCAGCUAGAUACCUUAUUCACAAACUCUUCACAAAAGAUGUCCUGAUCCAAAGUAACGUCUAUGGAAGUCUAAUGCAUGGGCUGUAUGCCCUUGACCCUAAUAAGAUUAGUGCUCUCCAAGAGUUCCUCCAAGAAAACUACCCAAUUUGUGAUCUCUCAGAAAAUGGAAGGGACUGGAAGUUGUGUGUGACCUCCAUGAACAGCAGUAUCCGUAGCCUUAGACAUAAUGUCAGAAGUGCUGAAGCCAGAUCUCAGUCGUUUCCAGCAGUGACCCCUCCAGAGUCGGAGCAGGAGUCAGUCAAGAGAUCCCAACGCCACUGA